Messenger RNA from Rhinocladiella mackenziei CBS 650.93, 1239 nucleotides. RefSeq lists its product as uncharacterized. Lineage: Eukaryota; Fungi; Ascomycota; Eurotiomycetes; Chaetothyriales; Herpotrichiellaceae. Bases 1 to 1239 code for a protein of 412 amino acids. The record is from RefSeq and is a predicted model, not a curated record. The transcript has 2 exons.
AUGUCCAAAGCUUUCUUCGCCACGGUGGACGCCGUUCUCAAUAGCAUACCCGCCGACUUGGUCCAGGUGAUCCGCACACCGUCUUUCCGCGACUCGUCAGCCGCCGGGACAAAACGCCGCCUGUAUGAACUAUUGCUUGCAAUUACCGAUGUAUUCCAGAACGAGAAGAAGCAUGUCUUCGUCGGGAAUUUGUGCACGGAAUUGAGCAACCGUGGUCUUGUGGGGGCCGACAUGGGCGACAGGAUGAAAGUCGCACAGCUAGUUUUCAUCUUGUUCGGGGCCUUGACAAUGCUUUACACCCCGGUCACGAAUCCCGACGAGGGUCAAUUUCAGAUGGCAGUCCACAGUGACCCCCGGUUGAGAUGUCCCACUCACAAGAUGGCUACCUGGCACAUUCCGUCACAAGCCAUCGACUUCACAGUAUCAUUUGAUGACCUGUUGCAUCGAUUUUGCCGCAUGAGUCCAAUACCCAAGCCAAAGCUGUUGGAGAAGCAGACCCUUGAGAAUUCUGUCGCAAAAAGAAUCCUCAAGAGCCAGAAUGUCGACUACUACUCCCUUUCCGAACUACUCAAUGUACGAAUCUGCUGGACGACUUCGAUCUGCGAACAUCUGGAGCUCGAUAUCCGAUCCAAGACUCUGAAACUGUUCCGCAUCCCAUCAUAUUGCGCCAUGCUAUGCUUGCCGGGACGGAGUAAAACAUUUCUAGACAGCUUUUUCCAGAAAUUUCUCGACGACGAGGUGGAAAGGUUGAUCCCGACUGACAUCUUCCGUGAAGUGCUGGCAACCUACCGCGUCAUUUUCGGGCAACACGCUGACGCUCGGAACUUGAUCAAAAGACAUUGCUCUCAGGGCACGCUAUUCAAGAGGUACCAAUUCUUGCGCCGCAAACCACAUCCGUCAGCGUUUGUGCGCGACCAAGCCGACCCUUUGCUCGAGCGCCUCUGCUUCCUCGACAGUAGGGACGAAGCCCUCUUCGUGGACCUCGACAUGCUCGACCUUAAGAACAAUUACAUCCUCGACGCCGACUUCCCGUACUUCGCCGAUCGCCUGUGGGCGCUGCAGGAAUAUGUCGAGAACCAGUGCCCCAACAACUGGAAGACGCUGUGGCGGGACCGUCGUGAUGUUGCAAAAUUUUGGACGGUCUGGGCCGUAGUCGUCUUGGGCGUCCCCAGCAUUGUUCUUAGUCUCGCCCAAACCAUCUUAACUGGGCUUCAGCUGCGCACGCUGAAUCUUGGUUGA